CAGCUAGGACACUGUCGGGUAGCGCUCUGUUUUUGGGCUGGCUGAUUAUGCUAGCAGCUGAGCUAAUGUUAGCCUGCUAACACUAGCGUUUAUUCGAUUUAAAACACACGAUUUGUUUACAGCCUGUCGCUAAGGACGCUGUACUUUUUGAUUUUCUUGGUUUUCGUCACAGCAGAAGGCUACUGAGCGAGUUUUGUUCUUCUCCUUGCGCUGGUAUCCAGUGUCAGACAGACAAAACAUCCAGCGAGGCUGUUUGCUAAUGUUACAGUGUUUGCUUUGAGCUAUGCAAGCAUAGGACGCCAAUUGUUUUCUGCUGCGGACAAACUCAAACUGGGGACACUCAGCUGAAUAUCCUCUCCCAUCCCCCUUACCCCCUCUGUCAGAGCAUGGCUCAGGAGACCAAUCAGACGCAGGUGCCAAUGCUUUGCACUAUGGGAUGCGGUUUCUAUGGUAACCCCCGCACCAACGGCAUGUGCUCGGUCUGCUACAAGGAACACCUGCAGAGACAACAGGGAGGGGGGCGAUCCAGCCCCCCGGGAGAGAAAGCUGCUACAUCACCAGCAGGAUCGCCGGGGUCCGCUGGCGUGACCGUGGAAAGUGCGACCUCAGAGCCCAGUACAGAGGUGGCAGGGACCCCACCUGAGGAACAAACGACCAGUCCCAGCUCCCCCAGCCCAGUAACUCAACAGAUGACAGCUAUGAGCAUCUCCCAGGAUUCGGGAGCUGUAGACUCUGAUCGAGCGGAGGCUGAGGAGGGAGAAGAGGAGGGUACUUCCAACAGCUCAGAGCCAGUAGAGGAAGCAGCACAGGCUUUGUCUGAUAGUGACCAAACUCCAGAUAAAAACAAGAAAAAGAACCGCUGCUUUUCUUGCCGGAAGAAAGUGGGCCUUACUGGUUUUGACUGUCGCUGCGGCAACCUGUUCUGUGCCAUUCACCGUUACUCUGACAAACACGACUGUCCCUACGAUUACCGGAGCGCAGCUGCUGCCCGCAUACGCAAGGAGAACCCCAUCGUGGUGGCUGAGAAAAUUCAGAAGUUAUGAGGACUGAGUGCAAAAAAACAAAAGUCUCUCUGACUUUGUGAAUUUGAACAAUGGCGACUUGGAUGAAAACACCUGAUAUCAUGGCUUCAUUUGUUCAUGGUAGUGUAAGGCGGGCAGGGGUGGGGUGGUGAGGUUGCAGCCACUGUCCAGACGCUUCCCUUACUAGCAUCUCCCUCUCUCUCCACUAGUGACUGCGGCUGAACCUAAGCGUUUUCUGUGCGUGUGAGUGUGUGUUUGUAUGAGAGUGUGCACAUUUGCUUGAGAGUCGGGGAGAGCGUCGUAGGGGCCUGGCGGACAUUAGUGUUGCUGUGGGGAGGGGAGGCAUUUGAUUUUACCCCUUUUUGUUUCUCAACUUGGGGGAUCGUGUGGGUUUAUUUUUAUACAAUCCCUGUAAGGUAGUUGAAAUGAGACAGGGGUAAGCUGUUGAGGAAUGUGUCACAGCCUGGAUCAAGACACAGAGGUCAAUUAAGAAGGUCUAACAAGUUUUUAAGAAGAAAAAAAAUCUAACUGGGAGAUUUCAUGUAUCAGCAAGACCUUUUAAGGGCUUUGGAAUAUAAUUUUUUCUCCCAGACUGAAAAUGAUGUCAACUUCUUGUCAAAUUGGCAUUUUCUUUUCUUCCCACCUCCUCUUUUCUCUCUGGGUCACCAUACAUUGAACUCCCAAGUCUCAGCAUUUUCCAGAAACGUUUCUCUUUGAUAUAUUGACUUAUCAUACUGAUAUUGGGUGCAUGAACAGUUAUUGGAGGGGGACGGUCGGGGAGGGCAAGGGUAGGGGAAACUGAGAACCUUGACUUAACUGAGUGAUUGAAUUCUGUGUUUUUCUUUUUUUUUUUUUUUUUUUUUUUUUUUCCUGUUUUAAUGAGCGUAUGACAUCAGAAGAUCUAUAUUAAUAUAUUGUAGUUAGCUUGAAUUGUGUGAUUGCAUUCUAUUUAUUUUUUAUCGUUUGGUUGGUCUGUGCUGGAGGAUUGGCAGCAUGUGUCAGCAAAUCAUUAAGAUUUGCCCUUAACCUUUGCGAUUAUAUUUAAGUAAUUCCAUCUUGAUUAUAUAACCAUUGAAUAAAAAAUACACAAGCUCUGACAUGAUGGAGUAGAGUCCAGUUAUGCAGUUACAAUUACAAAUGUGCAGUAAAACGUCCAUAGUUUUGGAUUUGGAAACAAAGCACAACAAAGUGUGUCAACUGCAGAGCACAAAAUAAUGUACCACACCUUCUCAGUUUUGUUCAGCAUCUGGGUCAUUUGCAGUUUAUAUUUGAUCUGUAAAGCAUUCUCGCCGAAGAAAUUGCCUUCUCGUUCGACUGAUGAGACGUUCUGUUUUAGUGAGGCGGCGUGUUCUCCUUGAAUGCCCUUUUCUGUUCUAAUGGAGUCAGAGUGGAGCUCCGUGUUUCUCUAACCACCAGCAGACCACUGACACAUGCUGAAUGAAAACUGACCCAGGUCGCAGUGACUCUACACUUUGACACACCUUCUGCUCAGCUAGAGUAAAGAUUGUCGCAAUGCUACGGAGUUGCGCGCUGUGCUUUUACAAUGUGCUCAGAUUCAGAUGAGUCCUUACUAUGAAGACCGCCUCUAGCUAGCUUCUUCUAGGAAGAUCAAACUUUACAUGCAUGUGUGCAGUCAAACAUACGAGUUACUGUUUUGUAACCGGCUGCACAGUUUGAAACGAAGCUGGAAUGUUUAAAAAGCCACACAGCAGUAGCACAAUGCAUGGCUGGAACCCUGAGGUUCAAGUUAACAGGACUCCACAGUUUCUUUUCCAAAUGUAAAUAUCAUAUGGCUCCUAUUCAUAUAGUAUAAUCUUAAUGUAGAUUUUUGCCAGGUAAUAAAUAUGGGGGACUAAGGUGAAGAGUAGUACUAUGUGUAUAAAAGUGCUUUUCGUAAGUAUCCAAAAAAGAGUGCCACAAAUGGCACUGAUCUUUUUUCCCAUCUUGUCCCCGUUUUUAUUUCAAAGUUAAGUACCAACAUCAUCUGCCCAUGUAAUGUCCAAAGUAUGUUCAUAAACUGGCUCUACCACGAGUAUUACCUUCAGGCCAUGUGGCGCCUACUCUACAAUACUAGUCAGAUCAUUAACAAGCCCCUUAAGCUUUAUUAACCUCGCUGAAUUACACGGUAGCCCAGUCCAUGCUUUUAUCCUGUUACUGAAGUUUAUUCAUAGCAUAGCGAUAACACCGAAAGUUAAAAAGGCCCCUUGUGAGAUGCAGAGGGGCAUUCAAAGUUUUAUCCUCUCAUUAUCAAAAGCUUCCCUUGUAAAUGUUGCUCCAUCUUGAUCAUUAAAUAUUUAUGAAAGAGCUGUAGAAAAGUUACAAGGAAUUUGCAGAGCUUGUAUUUUCAAAAUAAGCCAACGCCGAAUGUAUUGGACGGGAAUGACUCUCUCUCUUGUAUGCACAGAAUAUUGUGUUGGGCCUGGCUGAGUUUAAUUCUGGCUCCUUUUGAUUGGAAAAUUGGCCUUCAUUAUAAUUCCUGUUUAAGUCCUAGUGUGGGUGAUGGACGCGUUAAUGGCUUUGUGACUCGGUGUGCCAACACCGAGACUAUUUACCCAGGAUAAGUUGGCCAUCCAAAGCCCGUAACUGUGACUUAAUUACCACUGGUGGAAACUUGAAAUUCAGAGGGGGAUUCUUGAAUGACGAUAAAGUACAAGGAGAAUAAUUGUCAUAUUCAGGGGGAAAUUGUGGUUGAAGCAGCUCUGCUGUUUGAUGUUCCCAAGGGUGUAUCUUAUAUAUUCAGAGUAUUCAAGCUUGCCUGCUGGGUUGAUGACUAUUACGAAGUAUUGUAACCUACAAAAUGCUCUGUUUUCAUUUACAGAUUGAAAGUUCUAUCAAAGAGAAGAUUCUUUGCUUGAUUGUUCAACUAUGUAAAAUGUUAGGAUUUUGCAAUUUACACUUGUUUUCUAUUGACUGCUCAUAUCAACCCCCACCCUCUAUUUUCUUAAUAAACAUGGGCAGUUUGAAUGUAAACCACCAUAAUUCACAUAAUCAGCUCCAAUGUCAUUUAUCAAACUACUUGGCCCUGAUAUUGACUAUAUUUUGGGUGGAGGCCCACUUUUCUUUCAUGUGAUUUGGGACGGUUGGAUCACUCAAAUUGUUUUGACUGUUUGUGACGAAGGCACCAGCAAAUAGGGCAGCCAUACCUAAGUAAUCUAGAUAUUAUCAAUACAUAUACAUUUUCUUCCUUCUGUUCUGUUGCUUCGAUAGAGUUUUGAUGUCUUCAAUCCUGUCUUUAGCACAACCUUUCAUAAUGUCUUCAUCAUGCAAGGGUUUUGAUUGAGAAUAAUGAUGAACCUGUCAGUUGAAGAGGAGUCUGGUUGAAUUUCAGUUUCACUGCAGAAGUAAAGACAAAUGACGAUGACUUGAUUCAUUCUGUCUUUUCAAGAUGAGCUUGAGGGGCAUCAAAUGAAAUCUACAAUGUUCACAGAGCUGUAGUUCUUGUCCCUUGGCACUCCAGUCCCCCAGAAACACCACCAGAUAUCUUUUUAUUUAGUUUUUCUUUAAAGAUUUAGGAUUGUAUGAUGUGUAAGAGUAAGUAUAAAACAAUAAAUUCACAAAGUUUAUUUUAAAUUACA
Epinephelus fuscoguttatus (brown-marbled grouper) is the source of this 4597-nucleotide messenger RNA. RefSeq lists its product as uncharacterized. The record is from RefSeq and is a predicted model, not a curated record. NCBI's taxonomy places the organism in Eukaryota, Metazoa, Chordata, Actinopteri, Perciformes, Serranidae. The transcript has 6 exons. Bases 387 to 1043 code for a protein of 218 amino acids. Gene Ontology annotation, molecular function: zinc ion binding; DNA binding.